Molecule: messenger RNA, 954 nt
Organism: Cynocephalus volans (Philippine flying lemur)
Lineage: Eukaryota; Metazoa; Chordata; Mammalia; Dermoptera; Cynocephalidae
Product: olfactory receptor 10A5
Exons: 1
Coding region: 1-954 (317 amino acids)
Biological process (GO): G protein-coupled receptor signaling pathway
Cellular component (GO): membrane
Molecular function (GO): G protein-coupled receptor activity; olfactory receptor activity
Source: RefSeq, a predicted model, not a curated record
AUGGCUCCAGGAAACUGGACAGGAGUGAGUGAGUUCAUCCUCAUGAGCUUCUCUUCCCUGCCUGCUGAAAUACAGUCGCUGCUCUUCCUGACAUUUCUCAUCAUCUACCUGGUCACCCUGAUGGGAAACAGCCUCAUCAUUCUGGUUACCUUGGCUGACCCCAUGCUGCACAGUCCCAUGUACUUCUUCCUCAGGAACUUGUCCUUCUUGGAGACUGGCUUCAACCUCGUCAUUGUGCCCAAAAUGCUGAGGACCCUGCUUGCCCGGGACACAUCCAUCUCCUUCCUUGGUUGUGCCACUCAGAUGUAUUUCUUCUUCUUCUUUGGGGUGGCUGAAUGCUUCCUCCUGGCCACCAUGGCAUAUGACCGCUACGUGGCCAUCUGCAGUCCCUUGCACUACCCAGUCAUCAUGAACCAAAAGACAUGUGCCAAACUGGCUGCCGCCUCCUGGUUUCCGGGCUUUCCCGUAGCUACUGUGCAGACCACAUGGCUCUUCAGCUUUCCAUUUUGUGGCCCCAACAAGGUGAACCACUUCUUCUGUGACAGCCCACCUGUGCUGAGGCUGGUCUGUGCAGACACAGCACUGUUUGAGAUCUAUGCCAUUGUCGGAACCAUUCUGGUAGUCAUGAUACCCUGCCUGCUGAUCUUCUGUUCCUACACUCGCAUUGCUGCUGCCAUCCUCAAGAUUCCAUCAGCAAAGGGGAAGCAUAAAGCCUUCUCUACCUGCUCCUCCCACCUCCUUGUUGUCUCCCUUUUCUAUGUAUCUUCAAGCCUCACUUAUUUUCGGCCUAAGUCCAAUAAUUCUCCUGAGAGCAAGAAGCUGCUAUCAUUGUCCUAUACUGUUGUGACUCCCAUGUUGAACCCCAUCAUCUACAGCCUGAGAAAUAAUGAGGUGAAGAACGCCCUCAGCCGGACCUUCCAUAAGGCCACAGCCCUCAGAAGCUGUAUCCCAUAG